Macrobrachium nipponense is the source of this 2864-nucleotide messenger RNA. RefSeq names its product nuclear transcription factor Y subunit beta-like. Lineage: Eukaryota; Metazoa; Arthropoda; Malacostraca; Decapoda; Palaemonidae. Gene Ontology annotation, cellular component: nucleus. The coding region runs from base 959 to 2767 and encodes 602 amino acids. The record is from RefSeq and is a predicted model, not a curated record. Gene Ontology annotation, molecular function: transcription cis-regulatory region binding. The transcript has 9 exons.
AUCUUAGCAGACUACCUGGCUGGCCCAGUGCUGGACACCCUUCAAGAGCUUCUACAGAUGCGCCUGCUGGAUCAGCCAGACAACGCCUAUGCCUACGUCACUCAGCAGAGCCAUCUUUUAAGAUUGAGGACAGGUGGAGGAUCAGAGAAUGGAAGAACAGAGCAGCAAGAGUGGAAGAUCAGACGAAUGAAUCAGGGGAAGACUCAACGAGGAGAGGAAGAAGAAGCGGCUGUAUGAUCGCUGCAAACCUGCUGGUAGUGUUUGCUGGCUUCGCGACACCUGUUUCGUCUUUGCGAUGAAUCAGCCACUGUUUUGAUUUCGUCUGGAGAAAGAUCAUAGAGAACCAAUCGAUGUUUUAGCUCGAUAAGCCCUCUAGAUAUUCGCAAACUAUCUCCAGAAUGAGAUACGAAUGUAGAUAACCGAUUCGUGAAGAGAUAGACAGCCAUUUUUUCCACACCCUCAAAUUAACCUGGGCGUCUCUGGGUGCUUAGCGGGAUUCCCCCGAAGAAAAAUGCCACUCGCGGUCGCUAGGCUUAGUUAUAACCAAUGCCCCCGCGUGAAGACUAUACAAAAGGUUGCUUAGGAAAUUGCUCGAACCCGCUUUGAAAUGGCAGGUCUCAUUUCGGCUCUACGUCCGAAGCUGCCUCUCUCUAGUUCAAACGCCGGAAGAGGCCCCUCAAGCAGCCAGGCUCUGUUUCAAAUCGAGAUGCCCUGUUUGGCUCUAGAUCGCCGCGUCUAGAGCGAAAAAGUGGGCGUUGCCGCUGAAGAGUAUUUAUAAAAAAAAAUAACACGCAUCUUUUUCAAAGCACUUCUCACCUUUCACUCGUAAUAUAGAUAAAACAAAAACAAAAAUAAAAAAAAAGAUAUUUAAAAGGUUUAUAUAUUUUCCAACGUUUGUAACGUAACAGAUAAUACUUUAGCCAUACUUUAAGAAAAUAGAAACGUUCGCUCUCUCAGCAUGACGGAAAAGGGAGUGACGAUCGAGAGGUCGCCCUCGGGGCUGGGCAUGGGCAUGUUCAGCCCCCACCUGGGCGGCGGCGGCGGAAGUAACUGGGACCAACAGCAGAAUGCGAUCAUCACGAAGAUCACGCCCACGAACGCCCCGGCCGCCCGCAUCAACACCGACAAUCAGGAGAAGGAGAGGAGGAGGAAAAAGAGCGGGGACAAGAAUAACGUGGGGCGUAGCUGCGUCUGCGGAGGCUGGAUCCGGGCUGGGCAGCUGGAACACGACCUGGCCGAGUUGAAGACUACCCACAAUAACCUCCUGGCCGGGCUGCAUGUACAAAUCGAAUCUCUCAAGCAGAAAAACAGAGAUCUCACCUUCCAACUGCUAAUGGGUCCCUACGCAGGAGGCGUGAAGACCGACGUUCCUCUUAGUCCCGAGAGCGAUGAAGCCACCUCACCGAAGAACGAUGUGCCAAGCAAAGUCGUGGACAGCAACAAGGCCAAAAAGGAAGCCACCUCGUCUACCUCGUUGUCCUCCGAUUCGCUGGUGACUUCCAGCAACAACAGCAGCAACAACGCUGUGGCCAAAGAGAAGGAGGAACCGAAGCUCGAGAAAGUGAACGAAGAAACGCUGACCAACGGAGAUGUCACCGUUGUCAGGCGCAAGCUCCGUGGCAGAUCCGGGCGCGGUGACCCCCGCCUGGUUCGUUCCCUGGAUCUGGAACUACUGGAAGAGGAAGCCCAUCACACACGGAUACUUUUGGAAGAGGAGAGGGCUAAAAAUAAGUACUUGACCACUCUCGUGGAAGACCUCAAAAGCCUCUUCAGGGAACCGUCUCAGCCGCCAUCACCUGUCCGGGAAAAGAAACAGAUCAAUAGGCUGACGGGGGCCGCCUCCCCCCCGAGGGGUCACCAGCUUGUCGUCGUUGACGACGACGGUGCUGCUCGGCCCCAGACUGACAGACAACCACCUCGCUUCCCCCCCCUAAGGCAGCAGUACCACCCGGAACAGAGCUAUAAGCAUCCCCGCCCACCAACACACAGCCCGUCUCGACGUGUGAUGAAUGGUGACAGGUCGAGUGAACGCGACGGAGGGACAACUUUCCCUUCCAUAACAGCACCGCGGUACCAGCAUCACCAGCCUGAACAGCAGCAGCAGCAGCAUCAGCAGCAGCAGUCACAGCAUCAGCAACAGCAGCAGCAGCAGCCACAGCAUCGAGGUAGAGGAAGGCAGUACGGUCGAGGGAGGACCCGACAGAGGCAGCACCAGCAGCAGCAACAGCAGCAGCAACAGCAACAGCAACAACAACACGAGAGGCAGGACACGAAGGGCGCCGUUAACGGCGAGCUUCCCGUUCACCACCAGACGCAGUCGAGAGGCGGCGAAGGGCAUCGCCCCGCCUCUUUAACCAGAGGCUCGGGAGGAGGUCGCAACCAGUACACCCUGCAGAGGGAUGACUCCAGAGGGAGAUCGGAGGUGACGACGGCACAAUCAGGAGGACCGUCUGGAGGCAGAGACUCCUCCCAGGGCAAUCGCGGAGGGCGACACGGGAGAGACGGCUCGGCAGGCGACGGCGGCGGCACCAGCAGCGCCAACAACCCUACUACUUCCCACUCUUCUUCUUCUUCAUCGGCUCUGGCGGACCAGAAGCGAGGUCUCCAGAACGCCGCGCAAGACCAGGAAGGCCGUCCUGAGAAUCGCCAGAAGCGCAACGGACGCGGCCACAGGAGGGCGGGCCGCGGACGCCCUCGCAAAGAUAAACACAACGUUACCGCUGAGGUGUCUGAAGGCGGGGAACACCAUCCCCAGCACCAGCAGUAGAAGAAGAAGAGAAGAGGAAGGAGGAGAAGAACUUGGAAGAGCCGGAAGGAAGCCUGCUGUUGCUGCUGCUGCUGCGGAGACUGGAAGUCAGGGGGUG